Molecule: messenger RNA, 702 nt
Organism: Austrofundulus limnaeus
Lineage: Eukaryota; Metazoa; Chordata; Actinopteri; Cyprinodontiformes; Rivulidae
Gene: cd247
Product: CD247 molecule
Biological process (GO): cell surface receptor signaling pathway
Cellular component (GO): membrane
Molecular function (GO): transmembrane signaling receptor activity
Source: RefSeq, a predicted model, not a curated record
AGGCGCUGAACAUCUCAGACCCUCAGCUCUGCUACAUCCUAGAUGGGUUCCUGGGUCUGUAUGGUCUCAUCAUCACCGGCAUGUUCAUCAAGGAGAAGUUCUUCAGAAGCAAAAUGAAGCCGGCGGAGGAGAGCCUCUACACCGAUCUCAGAGGUCAGGAAACUGAUGGAGGUUACGCCCCACUGAUGACCGACCCUGAGAGAGGAAGAAACCGUCGGGUCCAGUCUGACGACACUUACACGGGUCUGCAGAAACGGACCGAGGGAACCUAUAAAGAACUUCCUGUCAAACGAGACCGACCCAAAAAGAACGAGCAGAUUUACCAGGGUCUGAGUUCAGCCACCAGAGACACCUACGACUCCCUGCAGAUGCAGCAACGUUAACCAGUUAUUAACCAGUUAUUAACAACAGUUAACCAGUUAUUAAUGAGUUAUUAAUUGCAGUUAACCAGUUAUUAACCAGUCAUUAACAGAAGUGAAUAGUUAUUAACCAGUAAUGAAGAUUUUAACAGCAGUAAAGUUAUAAACCAGUUAUUAACGGUUAACAGUUAUUAGCCAGUUUUUAACAGCAGUUAACCAGUUGUUAACUAAGUUUAACAGUGUUAACUAGUUUUUAAUCACCAGUUUACCAGCAGUUAAUGAGUUUACCAGUUCUUAACGAGUCCCUAACGAGCUCUGAAUGAGGUUCGGUUGUUUUGGUUUC